AUGGUGCUGUCGGAGUUGGCCGUUCGCCUCAACUGCGCCGAGUACAAGAACUGGGUGAAGGCGGGCCACUGCCUGCUGCUGCUGCGCCGCUGCCUGCAGGGCUUCGUGGGCCGGGAGAUGCUGGCCUUCCACCGCCGCCUGCUCGCUUGCGCCCCGGGCCUGGGCCCUGGCGCCACCUGCGGCUCCAGGUGCUGCCCGCGCGGCCGCCAGUUCCAGCCUCAGUGUCCGCUGUGCGCGGCGUGGAAACGGGAGAUCCUGACACAUCACACCAACAGGACCGGGGACGUGCACUGGGGCAACUGCCGGCCGGGCCGCUGGCCCGCGGACGCCUGGGAGGUGGCCAAGGCCUUCAUGCCCCGCGGACUGGCGGACAAAGCAGGACCCGAGGAAUGUGACGCAGUGGCUCUUCUGAACCUCAUCAACGCCUGCGAUCACUUCCUGGUGGAUCGGAAGAAAGUCACAGAGGUGAUUAAGUGUCGUAACGAUAUCAUGCACUCUUCAGAGAUGAAGGUAUCUUCUGUGUGGCUUCGGGAUUUCCAGAGGAAGAUCCAGAAUUUUCUGAAUGAAUUCCAUAAUAUCCCAGAGAUUGUGGAGGCGUACUCCAGAAUAGAAGAGCUGCUGACGUCGGACUGGGCCGUCCUCAUCCCCGAGGAAGAUCACCGAGAUGGCUGUGACCGUGACUCCGGCGUUUACCUGAGCGAGAGCCAAGUCCAUGAAAUCGAAAUGGAAUUUCUCAAGGAAAAGCUUCACGAGCUUUAUCUUCAAGCAGAAGAACAAGAGGAGUUGCCAGAAGAGAUCCUGACGCGGCUGGAGGCGGUGAGAGAGUUUCUGAGCAGCAAUGAGGAUCUCAGGAACGGCCUUUCAGAGGACCUGCAGAAGCUGGACGGCCUGUGUCUGCAGCAUCCAACACUGCAUUCAGAGGAGCCUGCGAGGCAGGCAGCCGCAGGGGAGGCCUGA
Pipistrellus nathusii (Nathusius's pipistrelle) is the source of this 957-nucleotide messenger RNA. The record is from the annotation of a GenBank genome assembly. NCBI's taxonomy places the organism in Eukaryota, Metazoa, Chordata, Mammalia, Chiroptera, Vespertilionidae.